AUGCACAGAUUCGAUAUUCUUCUACUUUCCACCCUUGCGUUGGGAGCUCAUGCCACGAGCCAUCCAUCUCUGCCAACUGUUGAUUUGGGAUACCAAGUCCAUCGGGCUAUAUCAUACAAUGACACAAUCAAGGCCUACAACUUCACGAACAUCCCCUAUGCAGAGCCUCCUGUAGGAAAUCUACGCUGGAGAGCUCCUAUCCCACCCAAAGGCGUCAAAAAGACCAUACAGGAUGGCAGCAUUGGCAAAAUCUGCCCUCAACAAUCUCCCAACUGGACAAUCACCGCGAUACAGUUUGCAACGGCAUGGGCAACGAACCAGCUUCCGUUAAACUACACCGAGGCUGAGAAAAUCGCCAACAGUACUCCGCAGACUACAGAUCCGCGAACUACAGAAGACUGUUUGGUCUUGGAUGUGAUUGUUCCCAAAGCUGUCUUGGAUAAAAAGAAGUCCCAUGGUAAAAAGGCUCCAGUGUUAGUAUGGAUCUAUGGAGGUGGAUACGUGAGCGGAACAAAAGAGUCUUGGGGUACUCCCAAUCGCAUCAUCUCUGCUUCUCAAGAAGAUGGAAGUUAUGGAAUUAUCUGGGUCGCCAUGAACUACCGCCUCGGCGCGUUUGGCUUCCUUGCCGGACCCACCAUGCAGAAAGACGGCACAGCCAACGCAGCAUUGUACGAUCAACGCCUAGCUCUGCAAUGGGUACAGGAGAAUAUUGCCAAAUUUGGCGGAGACCCUGAUAAUGUCACCGUCAUGGGCGAAUCAGCCGGCGCAGGAUCCAUCAUGUUCCAUCUCCUUGCUCAGGGGGGCAAACAACCCGUUCCAUUCAAGAGAGCGAUUGUACAAUCCAUACCGCUGACCGUCUUGAUUGACUCUGCGCAGCAGGAGAGUAGCUUUCAAAAAUUUCUCAAAAUCCUCAAUGUCAAGUCGUUGGAAGAAGCCAGACGACUGCCUUCGAGUGCCCUCAUCGCUGCCAAUGUCCGCCAGAUUGGAGCUGAGCCGUAUAAUGAGUUUGCCUUUAGCCCUUCUGUUGACAAUGUCUAUAUUCCUGGUCCACCUGCCAAGUUGCUGCUUGAAGGUGCAUUCGCCAAGGGCAUUCCAUUAUUGUCCUCUCAUACGAGCUUCGAGGGUACAUUAUUCACUGAUCCUCGGACUAUUGGAAAUGAAACGGCAUUGGCAAACAGACUUCAAGCUAUUUAUCCGCUGAUGGGAGAAAAAGACCUCAACUAUGUGCUCAACACUCUCUAUCCGGCCGUUUACGAUGGCUCUCAUCCAUACGAAACUAGUGUUGACCGAAACAUCUUGAUGGCGAAUGAGAUGUAUUUUGCUGCUGCCCAUCAAGCCCUGCUUCAAGCUACUAUCCAUCGUGGAACAGAAGUGCAUGCAUGGGAAUUUUCAGUGCCGCCGGCUAUCCAUGGAAGCGACAUUGCAUAUACAUUCUAUGACGGCGCUGCAGGUGUAGAUCUUCAUGUCGCUAGCAUUAUGCAGCACGCUAUUGCUGGAUUCGCAAAGGGCGGAGAGCCUGACGCGGGGCCGUUGGGAUUCGCGUUUCCUCGCUACGGAAAGCAGGCGACGACGGUCAGUCUCAACAUUAAUUCCUCGGUCACUAUCUCUGACCCGACGUGGAAUAACAGAACUUUGUGGCUGGCGCAGACCUCGUGGAUUGGAUGA
Molecule: messenger RNA, 1665 nt
Organism: Trichoderma harzianum CBS 226.95
Lineage: Eukaryota; Fungi; Ascomycota; Sordariomycetes; Hypocreales; Hypocreaceae
Exons: 3
Coding region: 1-1665 (554 amino acids)
Source: RefSeq, a predicted model, not a curated record